Austrofundulus limnaeus is the source of this 4880-nucleotide messenger RNA. RefSeq names its product ankyrin repeat and sterile alpha motif domain containing 1Aa (gene anks1aa). The coding region runs from base 327 to 3818 and encodes 1163 amino acids. Gene Ontology annotation, cellular component: cytosol. Gene Ontology annotation, biological process: ephrin receptor signaling pathway. The transcript has 28 exons. Gene Ontology annotation, molecular function: ephrin receptor binding. The record is from RefSeq and is a predicted model, not a curated record. Lineage: Eukaryota; Metazoa; Chordata; Actinopteri; Cyprinodontiformes; Rivulidae.
AAAGGGCAGUUUCGAGGAAGUGACGGACGACGGUCGGAAGAGUGGCCAGAGGAAGUUUACUCGACAAUGGUGCUGUGCUGCUGAACGAAACUUUGCCCCCACCCUCCUCCUCGUGAGUAUCAGCGUGGAUCAGGACGGACUGGUCCAGCGGCGGAGGGAGCUUUUGUUUCCUGCUACAUUAGCAGCUCUGGAAUAACCUGAAGCUGGGAGGAGGGAGAAGAAGCGGGUCGCAGAGGAAUUUCACUCCCCACAACCAACCCCCCUUUCCCCUUCUUCCCCCCCUCACCUCCUCUUCUGAAAAUCUAUCAUUUCUUUUGGGAUUAACGAUGGGGAAGGAGCAGGAGCUUCUUGACGCGGCGCGCACCGGGAACCUGGCCGCGGUGGAGAAGCUUUUGUCCGGGAAGCGACAGUCCACCGGCGGCUUGUCUGGGACCGCUGGAGGCGGCAACAGCGGCGGCCACGGCGCCUCCUCUCACCCGCUCUCCAGCCUGCUCAGCAUCUGGAGAGGCCCUAAUGUGAAUUGUGUGGACAGCACUGGAUACACCCCUCUGCACCACGCCGCCCUCAACGGACACAGCGACGUGGUGGAGGCGCUGCUACGGAACGAGGCCUUGACCAACAUCGCGGACAACAAGGGCUGCUACCCUCUCCACCUGGCUGCGUGGAAAGGAGACGAGCACAUUGUGAAACUCCUCAUCCACCAGGGCCCCUCGCACCCCAAACUCAACGAGCAGAGCUCUGUAGAGCAUAAAGAGUUCAAACGCUGUGGGCCCUUUGACCCCUAUAUUAACGCCAAGAACAAUGACAACGAGACGCCGCUGCACUGUGCCGCCCAGUACGGCCACACCCGCGUGGUGCGCCUCCUGCUGGAGGAGCUGACCGAUCCCACCAUGAGGAACAACAAGUUUGAGACGCCGCUGGACCUGGCGGCGCUCUACGGCCGCCUGGAUGUGGUGAGGCUGCUGCUCAGCGCUCACCCCAACCUGCUCGGCUGCAACACCAAGAAGCACACGCCCCUCCACCUGGCGUCCCGGAACGGACACCUCCCCGUGGUCGAGGUGCUUCUGGACGCCGGCAUGGACAUCAACUACGAGACGGAGAAAGGCAGUGCCCUUCAUGAAGCAGCCCUGUUUGGGAAAAGAGACGUCGUGCAAAAACUUCUCAGUGCAGGUAUCGAUGUAAAUAUUGUCGACCAGAAGGGCCUGACGGCGCUGGACACUGUCAAAGACAUGCCCUCCAAAAAAAGCCGAGAAAUAGCAGCUCUUAUUCACGGUCACAUGACUGGAAAACCCCCCAUCAUUGACCUACCCCCUCCACCCAUCCCUCCACCUCAGGAGAGUCCCAGUCCGAGAAAGAAGGCUGACAUGGAGAGAGUGACAGAGCUGAUCUCUGGGUUUGCCCUGGGCCCUGAGGAGGAGAGCCCGUACGAAGCCCUGUUUGAAGCCACCUCCUGCCACUCUUUGGACAGCCUCACCAGCGGCAAAUCCUCCGACAGGGACUCGGGACGGCCUGACAGUGAAGUCGGCAAGAAAGAUCGUUCUGUCCAGUCGUCACAUCCUGGUCCUGCUCACGAAGAAGUGAUAAGCUCAGAGGCCCUUUUUACAAACAGCUGUAUUGACCAAAGGGGAGAGGCAGCUGAAGAAGAGGAGGAUCACACAUACGAGUUGUUGCUGACGGCGCAAACCAAAGUCCCACCGCCCAGCCAGGAGUCCAAGUCCAAUAAAGAUGAGAACACCACCACACAGUCGUCCAGCAGCGUCCUACCUCAGCGCAAGCCCUCUGCCCUCCCGAACGACCUCAGACCCCCCAAUAAAAUGAAAGAUCUGCACCCCCCUGCACGGUCGGGCCCCCGAGCACCAGGAGACAACUCCCAGCUCAGCCAGGACCAGGGAGCAGGUGUCCCGGAGCAGUUCACCGGCCUCCUGCACGGGUCCUCUCCCGUCAUCGACUGCCGCGAGGACGCCUUCAGGCUUCCGGGUGUUCCGCCACCCAACCAGGGCCAGCAAGAGGCAAAGAAAGCCACCAAAGUGAAGGAGCAAGUCCCGGCUGCUUCGCCGCCAACUCACCGACCCAGCAUGGCCGCCAUCCUGACAGACUGCGACCCAAAAGCAAUCUACGCCACGGUGAACAAAGAGCACAGGGACCUGGGGCCAGGAUCCGGGGUCAGGAUGCGUCCUCCCGGAGACCUGAAGCUGGCACGCAGCCUCUCCAAGUCGGACUCGGACUUGCUCGUGUCGCCUCCCGGUGAGGAGGAAGGGGGACUGGGGAACCGCAGCGAGUCCGUUUCCAACUGCAGCACCGGCAAGAAGAGGCUGGAAAAAUCACCGUCUUUCACGUCAGAAUGGGACGAGCAGACACAGACGACUUCCUCCUCCCCAAAACAUCGAAGAUCUAGUUCCACCGACAGCAUUGAGAAGAUCAUGACUCUGAUCGGAGCUGGCAUCGAGUCUUCCAGAGAUCAGCAAGCAGGUGCUGCGGGCCGGCUGCUGGACCAGCCUGUGGGGGACUGGCUGGAGCACGUGGGGCUGCCGCAGUACGAGAGCAAGCUGCUGCUCAACGGCUUCGAUGACCUGCACUACAUGGGAGGCAACGUGAUGGAGGACCAAGACCUGAGGGACAUCGGAAUCACAGAUCCAAGCCACAGAAAGAAGAUCCUUCAUGCAGCUCGCUCGUUCCCCAAGGUGAAAGCUCUGGGAUGUGACAACAGCAGCUCUCUGUCCUCCUGGCUGGAGAACCUGGGUCUCCACGAGUAUCUGCCCAACUUCCUGUCCAGCGGCUACCGCACUCUGGACUGUGUGAAGAACCUGUGGGAGCUGGAGAUCGUCAAUGUGUUAAAAAUUACCUUGCUCGGUCACAGAAAACGCAUCAUUGCCUCCUUAGCAGAACGGCCCUAUGAGGAGCCUCCAGUCAAACCUCCUCGCUUGUCUCAGAUCAGGUUCCAGGACCUGCCUGGAUCCCAGACCUCCUCUCCUCUCAGUCAGAUGGACUACACAGGCCGCUCCAUGGACCCCCUGCUGCCUGUAGGAGAGCCAAGCAGAAAGAAAGUGCAAGAAACAGAGUACGACGUUAGCCAGAGAUACUGCAGCGGACGGCAUAGACAAGAUCAUUAUGACGAGGUGUAUCAAGAGCCCCGUUUGACCCUGCGUCCGCCAAGUUUAGCAGCACCGUACACCCCGGUCCAGAACUGGCAUCACCAGCCUGAGAAACUCAUAUUUGAGUCCUGCGCAUACGAAGCCAAUUACCUUGGCUCCAUGCUCAUUAAGGAUCUGAGGGGCACAGAGUCCACGCAGGACGCUUGUGCCAAAAUGCGGAGGUCCACAGAGCAAAUGAGAAAAGUCCCGACCAUCGUCCUGUCAAUCACCUACAAGGGUGUGAAGUUCAUCGACGCCGCCAACAAGAACAUCAUUGCCGAGCACGAGAUCCGUAACAUAUCCUGUGCAGCCCAGGACCCAGAGGACCUGUGUACGUUUGCCUACAUCACUAAAGACCUUCAGACCAGCCACCAUUACUGCCACGUCUUCAGCACAGUGGAUGUGAACCUGACCUAUGAGAUUAUACUAACCCUGGGCCAGGCUUUUGAGGUGGCCUAUCAGCUGGCUCUGCAGGCCCAGAGGACCAAACAGCAGCAGAAUCUCCCCGGGGGAGCCGGCUCAGAGGUCAUCGAGACCAGGUCCAGUCGACCUGUACCCAAGCCACGGGGCAGUGUUCGCAAGUCAGGGGGGGACAUGGUGGACCAAGAGGCGGGGUCUCAGUCCCAGGCCAGCGCCGCAUGGCUCAUGGACCCCAAGGAGUCCAAGCGCACCAUCAGCACUAACUGAACACUGAGGCUCCUGUUCAGUAACGCAGGGCAGGAACCACCCGGGGACUGUGUGUUUUUUUAUUUUAUUUUUUUAUUGUUGUUGUUGUUGUUGUUGUUGUUGUUGGAAAAGUGACCCAGUUCCCACGCAGCAGAUCAGUCCAUUGAUUAGAUCAAAUCUGCAACCAGAGGGGGAAACCACCCUGCACACCCCCACCUGCCUCCCCUUCAUCAGGCCUCCCGCCCACGAGAGAGCGACGGCGUCUUGGUGCGACGCGACGGCGGGGUGUAAAUUAUUUGUUGUGCGUUUGCUUACGUGUGGCCUCCCUCCCAGAAGGGGUUAGUGUUUACCGUUUGAGGAAACGCAGCUCGCUCGCAGGUUCUCGGUGCAGCGAAAGAGGAAGCGGUACGAACGAGGACCACGAGCCUUUAGAGACCUCACACUGUAGCGACACGCUCCUUUCUCUGUCCCAACUCAGUCCUGCCUGGGAGGAACUCCUUAAACCAAACUCUACACUACAAAGACUUUCUAAUCGUGAAAAUCCCAGGUUUUUAUUAGAUUAGUUUUCUUUCUAGGUUUUAGAUUUUAUUUUAUUUUAUUACUUUGUGGGGCAGUGUGUCCUAAUGCUGGAACUGGAUCUUGUUUGGUUCACUGUGGAUCCCUCUCCUCCUCUGUUCUGUUCGUUUUGACAAUAAUCACCAAAACCUGCCGUGCAGGCCGGUACGACUUUAGAUUUGUAGCUGCACCACCGAACAGUCGUGCAAAGCAUGUUUCUCCAGCUAAUGUCAAGUGUGUUGACUGUUAACAAUAUUGUUUUGAUUGUCAGCCACUGUGUGUGUGUGUUUGUGUGUGAGAGAGUGUGUGUUUCUGGGUACUUGGAUCAUUUUAGUUCACCAGUUGUACAUGUUGUCCAGCCGGUACGAUAACACGCUGUCUUCAGCUGCCGUCGGCACCUUCAGCCAUCGGCCCGGUCCUGUUCUGCUUUUGCACAUAGCCACGGAUCAGGUCAUGAAUCUGACGAUGAGGAUGAUGAUGAUGAUGUACAUGAUUUUAGCAGUCUGUAUUUUGAUACUUGAAUGAUUU